Messenger RNA from Dromaius novaehollandiae (emu), 975 nucleotides. RefSeq names its product forkhead box B1 (gene FOXB1). The record is from RefSeq and is a predicted model, not a curated record. Gene Ontology annotation, biological process: cell differentiation; regulation of transcription by RNA polymerase II; anatomical structure morphogenesis. Gene Ontology annotation, molecular function: DNA-binding transcription factor activity, RNA polymerase II-specific; RNA polymerase II cis-regulatory region sequence-specific DNA binding. The transcript has a single exon. Bases 13 to 975 code for a protein of 320 amino acids. Lineage: Eukaryota; Metazoa; Chordata; Aves; Casuariiformes; Dromaiidae.
CCCCCAGCGAAGAUGCCUCGCCCGGGCAGAAACACUUACAGUGACCAGAAGCCGCCCUACUCCUACAUCUCCCUGACCGCCAUGGCGAUCCAGAGCUCCCCGGAGAAGAUGCUGCCCCUCAGCGAGAUCUACAAGUUCAUCAUGGACCGCUUCCCCUAUUACCGGGAGAACACGCAGCGCUGGCAGAACUCCCUGCGCCACAACCUCUCCUUCAACGACUGCUUCAUCAAGAUCCCGCGCCGGCCCGACCAGCCGGGCAAGGGCAGCUUCUGGGCGCUGCACCCCAGCUGCGGGGACAUGUUCGAGAACGGCAGCUUCCUGCGCCGCCGCAAGCGCUUCAAGGUGCUCAAGUCGGAGCACCUGGCGCCCAGCAAGCCGGCCGACGCGGCGCAGUACCUGCAGCAGCAGGCCAAGCUGCGCCUCAGCGCCCUGGCCGCCACCGGCACCCACCUGCCCCAGAUGUCCACGUACAACCUCGGCGUGUCCCAGCCCUCCAGCUUCAAGCACCCCUUCGCCAUCGAGAACAUCAUCGCCAGAGAGUACAAGAUGCCCGGGGGACUCGCCUUUUCCACGAUGCAGCCCAUGCCGGCCGCCUACCCCCUCCCCAACCAGUUGACUACGGUGGGCAGCUCCAUCGGCACGGGCUGGCCCCACAUGUACAGCUCCGGCAUGAUCGACACCGCCACCCCCAUCUCCAUGGCCAGCAGCGAGUACAGCGCCUACGGCGUGCCCCUCAAGCCGCUCUGCCACGGCGGGCAGACGCUGCCGGCCAUCCCCGUCCCCAUCAAGCCCACGCCCGCCGCGGUGCCGGCGCUGCCGGCGCUGCCCGCGCCCAUCCCCACCAUCCUCUCGAACUCGCCGCCCUCCCUUAGCCCCACGUCCUCGCAGACCGCCACCAGCCAAAGCAGCCCGGCCACCCCCAGCGAGACUCUCACCAGCCCGGCGCCCGCCCUGCACUCGGUGGCGGUGCACUGA